UGGGAAAUCUUUCCCGAAAACUGAGAGGGCUUCACCCCGGCGCUGCAGCCUCCGCGCUGCAGCCGCAGCCACACGCGAUUUCUCUGCUUAUCGCCGAAUCGAGGCAGCUGCCCGGAAUGAAAGACACGGCUCUGAGCAUCUCUGUGACACGUGAGGCCGGCACGACAAUGGCCCAGCACGGAACCAGGCGGCCGGGCCGGGCCGGGGAGGGGCCGGGUGGGGCGGCUCGCCCCGCGCCGCUGCCCCUCCGCACCCGCCACCGUGUCCCGCCACCGCGUCCCGCCACCGCGGACCCGCCGCCACCCUGCGCACCCGCGGCCAGCCCCUGCGGGACGCUGCGCACGGCGGAGUUGACCGCGCUGCGAACAACAUCUGCUGCAGCCCGCCACAGACUUCCAGGGCAGGUUCCUAAACAAACGCACAGGAGCCCUGGAAAUUCAAGUCCUCCGCAUCAACAUCCUCGUCCACGCUGUUUCUCCGAAAGGGAAGAUGUUAUGGAAAAUGCCUCCCCCACCCCCCCUACCUCCCCCCCACCUCCGCUCCAGCCGCCCGCCCCCAAACUACUCCGGGGUUUUAAUUUGGGGUGCCUGCAGGGGAGCCGGUGUGUGUCCCGGCGGCACCUCUCCGCGGCGGGCGACACUGCGCUCCCCGAACCCCAAACCCCGGGCAAGUGCCGCUGCCCUCUUGCCUCGCCGGUCAACUUGGUGCGCGGCUCGCCAAAGCGCAGCGCCCGCUCAUGCAACGCGCCGCGACAACAGCACAAUCGACAGCACAGAUAAAAACACCUCGGACGACACAAAACACGAGUCACCUUGUUGCAAUAGUAGGGGUCCAGGCAGGGGGAAGGUCCCAAACAAGGCGUAUCAGGAGCGGCUGCAGGCUGAGGAGAUGGUGAAUAAAAUCUUACGUCCAUUUCACUAAAACAUCAAGCAAA
Messenger RNA from Columba livia (rock pigeon), 934 nucleotides. RefSeq names its product serine/arginine repetitive matrix protein 1-like. Bases 117 to 779 code for a protein of 220 amino acids. NCBI's taxonomy places the organism in Eukaryota, Metazoa, Chordata, Aves, Columbiformes, Columbidae. The record is from RefSeq and is a predicted model, not a curated record. The transcript has 2 exons.